Messenger RNA from Vicia villosa (hairy vetch), 1257 nucleotides. RefSeq lists its product as uncharacterized. The coding region runs from base 1 to 1257 and encodes 418 amino acids. The record is from RefSeq and is a predicted model, not a curated record. Lineage: Eukaryota; Viridiplantae; Streptophyta; Magnoliopsida; Fabales; Fabaceae. The transcript has a single exon.
AUGAUAAUUCUUUCGUAUAAUUUGCGUGGUGGUGGGAAUCGGGCAAAGCGUAAGAGAGUCAGAUUUCUAAUUCAAAAAGAUGACGUUGAUAUUUGUUUCAUCCAAGAAACAAAACUUAGUGGAAUAGGAUUGAAUGUUGUCAAAGAGAUGUGGGGAAAUAUUGAUGUUGAAUGGUCUUUUUUGGAUGCUAAUGGAGCUUCAGGAGGCAUUCUUACCAUGUGGAAAAAAGAUUUCUUUUCUCUAAACUAUAGUUUUAGAGGCGAUGGUUUUCUUGGUCUAUGCAUGGAGAAGGAGGGUAAACUCAUUUACUUUGUAAAUGUCUACGCUUCUUGUGACAAAGUUACUAGAAGGAGGACUUGGAAAAAUAUUUGCGAGUUCAAGAACAAUAACAUUGAAGGAUCUUGGUGCAUUGGUGGAGAAUUCAAUUCUAUUUCUUCUUUAGAUGAAAGAAUUGGAGUUACUAACGGUGGUUAUAGUGGGGAAUUAAGAUUUUUUAAUGAGUUCAUAGAGGCAAUGGAUUUGGUGGAUCUCCCCACUAUUGGCGGCAAGUUCACUUGGUUCAAAAGUAACGGGAAGGCUAUGAGUAGGCUCAAUAGAUUCCUUCUUUCGGACAGUUUUGUAGAAUAUUGGAAGGUGGUUGGGCAACACAUAGGUGAGAGGGACAUGUCCGACCAUGCUCCCAUUUGGUUGAAAGAGAAUAGAAAGGAUCGGGGCCCUAAGCCGUUCAAGUUCAACAACUUGUGGCUUAAGCAUGACGAUUUUGGUAGUUUUGUGGAAGAGGAGUGGAGAAAGAUGGUAGUCAAAGGAAGAGGAGACUAUUGCUUGGUUGAAAAGUUGAAAACUCUUAAAAGUCGGAUCUCUUGGUGGAACAAAACGGUCUAUGGGUGGAUUGACCUCAAAAUUGAAAAAGAUGUGCAGGAAAUGAAUUCUUUAGAUAACUUGUUUGCUCAUUUUGUAGGUAACGUUUCGGAAGAUGUGGUUAACAAAAGGUUGAAAGUGGCGGAGGAUUUUUGGGAAAACAUAAACAAAAAAGAAGGGUUACUUAGACUUAAAUCGAGACAACUUUGGCUCGCCGAAGGGGAUGAUAACACACGUUUCUUUCACAAUUCCCUAAAAGAUAGAAGAAGAAGGAACUCCUUAUGUGUUAUUGAGACUAGGAGGGGUAGAUUGGAAGAGGUCAAGGAGAUUAAAGAUUUCAUUUUCAAACACUUCGAAGGGUUUUUUAAAGAAGAUGCGUGCUUUAGACCGGAGACAUAA